Molecule: messenger RNA, 552 nt
Organism: Penicillium bovifimosum
Lineage: Eukaryota; Fungi; Ascomycota; Eurotiomycetes; Eurotiales; Aspergillaceae
Exons: 3
Coding region: 1-552 (183 amino acids)
Molecular function (GO): catalytic activity
Source: RefSeq, a predicted model, not a curated record
AUGCCCAUCCACAUCAUAAUGCACUUACUUCUCUACGCCAUGCUGAGCAUCACAGCUCUCACAAGAGCAUACACCCCCAUAACCGACCCAACAAUCUACAUGAUCCGCCACGGAGAGAAACCCGGCAACGGCAUCAACGGCCUAAACUUCCAGGGUCUCCAACGCGCCCAGUGUCUGAGAUCCGUAUUCGGCAGGAACUCUGAGUACAACAUCGGGUACAUCAUGGCGAACAUGCCGGGAAUCAAUGGCAACAGAAAUCGUCCCCUCGAGACCGUUAAGCCUCUCGCCGCGGACCUCGGUUUGACCGUUGACACAUCCUGUGAUCGAAAUGACUACGACUGUGUCAAGAAAGCGGUUAAGGCGUACACGGGUCCGGGCAAUAUCCUCAUUUGCUGGGAACAUAUUGCAUUGACGCCUAUUCUGGAGACGCUUGGUGUGGAGCAUGCGCCGGAGUAUCCUCAUGGCAGGUUCGAUCUUAUCUGGACUGUUCCUCCGCCAUACUUGAGUGUCACCAAUGAGAGAAGUGAGAACUGUCCCGCACUGGAUCUUUGA